This is a messenger RNA of Fusarium tjaetaba, 2598 nucleotides long. Its product is annotated as regulatory abaA. Gene Ontology annotation, molecular function: DNA-binding transcription factor activity, RNA polymerase II-specific; RNA polymerase II cis-regulatory region sequence-specific DNA binding. Gene Ontology annotation, cellular component: transcription regulator complex. Bases 1 to 2598 code for a protein of 865 amino acids. Gene Ontology annotation, biological process: regulation of transcription by RNA polymerase II. Lineage: Eukaryota; Fungi; Ascomycota; Sordariomycetes; Hypocreales; Nectriaceae. The record is from RefSeq and is a predicted model, not a curated record. The transcript has 3 exons.
AUGUCUUCAUCACUCUAUCAUCCGAGGCCUGUGCUGUCCUCACAACGCUAUACACCUUCACCAGACUACCUUCAAGAUGCUCGACGAACAUAUCACAACAACAGCCGCCUACCUCUACGUGAACAGGCCGGCAAUGCGCAGUCACACAACUUCAACAGCAUGGUAUCAUGCUAUCCCAACACAGUAGGCAUCCCGCCUUCGGUACCAGUCAGCCUCCCAGCUCCCAUGAUCCCCUCACAAUCAUUCGAGUGCCUGUACCGGGUACCUACACCCAGAAACCAACCCCGAUAUCAGAGAAGACCCAGGAAUGGUGUCAACCCUCUAUACUUCUGGCCUGCCUUCCGCCAGUACCGCAACCGACAAGCACACAAAGACACCCAGAAGGACAAGGGCGGUGUUUGGAGAAGACCAGAGCUUGAGGAUGCUUUUGUUGACUCUGUUCUUCUCAUGCCUCACAUGGGUCGCCGCAAGUUCUCUAUGGGCGGCAAGCUCCAUGGUCGAAACAUGCUCAUCAGCGAGUACAUCUUCACAAUCUGCGUUGCUAUCCUUGGCAGCAAAGAGAUUUUCCGAAUCGACAACAGCAACGACAGCAUUGAGCAAAUGGGACGCAAGCAGGUCUCAAGUCAUAUGCAAGUGGUCAAGAAGUUCUUUGAGGACUUGCGAUGCUUCCACUUCCUCUUCCCUGCUGAAGAGAAGAAGGAGCCUGGCUCCACAAACUCUGAGGACUACUAUGAUGAGGAGGAGCAAGAAUCCUUCAAAUCUAACCCUGUCCUGACUGCUCUCGCUGAAGGCCGAGUGCCUGAUGUGAAGCCCAACUAUGAGUACUUUUCGCAACUGCUUGCUCUUCAGUCUCUUAUCUCAGUCCGCCCCAAGACAGCAGAGAUUUAUGUCUCAUCUUCUGAGGUCAAGUUCAAGGAUGAGAUCGCGUAUGACGCCCAGGACAACGCUCUGGACACUGAGUCCUUCCCGCACCUGAACAAGUACAACAACUGUGAUGACAGCCCCAGUGUACUCGGAAAGGAUGUAUUGCUUCAUGAGUACACCCGCUCUUUGGAUCGAACCACUUCUGCCUGUGUCAAAACGGUAACUCGCCGAUGGCAGAAGGAUGCACCCGAGAUCUACGAGACUCUAGAUCUCCCAACUCGAGAUGAGGAGUGCUUACUUCUCGAGAUGUGCGCUACUCUUGAGUUGCAUGAGCAUGCUCGUUUCCCUUCAGGUUCUGAGCUCACUGGUUUUGUCGAGGUUGCCAUCACAAACCCCAACCUCCAGAACCACCGAUGGAAGUGUGUUACACGCCUCACUCGCCCAUCUGAGCUUUACGGUGAUGACAAGAAGCAGGGUGUUUACACCAAUGAGACCGGCAUUCACCGCCGGGGCUGCAGCGACUCCAAGGCUGACUGCGACUGUCACUCGCGCCCUCGUCAGGAUAUCCAUGUUCCCUUCCCCGCCGUUGAGUGGGCUAGCAUUCUCAGCAUGGCUGUUCAGUAUCCUGAUGUUGAGCACCAGCGCAAGAAGGACAAGCGCACCAAGGGAGACGACCGCAAGAAGCACGACCUCGACCGCUCUGGCAGCAAGCGCAAGCGAUCCGAGGACGACGGCGAUGCCGCUUCUUGGGCUCGCCGUGACCUGACUGGAAGCGACCUCAUCUGCAAGGUUGCCAUGUACCAAGAACUUUGGUCGUGUGCUCCCGACUCCAACCGAUGGGUUCGCCAGGGCAUCGUCUUUUGGCGAUUCAACACAACCAACCAAUGGUACAAGUACAACCCGGUAUUCAAGCCGGCUGGUACUUCGUGGCGCUGGUUGACAGUUAACGACCCUAUGUCCCGCUACCACCAACAAAAGGCCCUCGUUUAUCCUUCCACCUCUAUGUCACGAGAUGCCAUCAUGUCGCCCACACCUUCAAUCAACCAGCACAUGACAGCAGCGAUGAAUGAGACUUUUAGCUCUGCAUGGGAUCCUAGCGUGAGCCUGGCUCAGGUACCAAAUGUACCCGCGACAAACAAUGGUGGAAUUACACUGUUCGAGUCCUUUUCUGGAGGUCUCGCUACACCUCCACCAACAGCGGGCUUACAACCGUCGUACCCGACCAGCUUUGACCAUGGUUUGCCUCCAAGCACAGGCGUUGGUUUCAUGCCCGCAACAUGCAGCACAGCAAAUGAUAGCCAUCCGGUUGCUGGACACGGACACGGACACGGACACGGACAUGGACACGGACACAGCCAGACGGCGGGAUACUACGAUGCGCAAACAACACUGGCAGAUCUCAAACCUGUCAUCUCCACUGCGAACCCUUUCCAGAGCCCAACAACCACAUCAGGAUUGGAUCUGUCAAGUUCACUUGGUUAUGAUAACCCAGAUAGCCUUCAAGGCUGGGACAUGCCGGCGUUGGACGGAUGGUCUGCCAGCACUGGCGGACCAGAAUGGGGUUCACACCACAAGCCCGAAGCCAGCAGUGACCAGACAUCUCUAUGGACACAAUCACAGUGGGCUAUGGCUGGAGCUGAUCGUGAUGGCAGCCCCAGGCCAAUGAAGCGAAGACGAGGAGAUGCUAUUGAUAGCCAUGUGCCAGUCACAAUGGCAGCAGCAGGAGGAUGGUGA